Pelobates fuscus (common spadefoot toad) is the source of this 4198-nucleotide messenger RNA. It is a transcript of the gene WDR19, whose product is annotated as WD repeat domain 19. Gene Ontology annotation, cellular component: cilium; intraciliary transport particle A. Gene Ontology annotation, molecular function: protein binding. The transcript has 37 exons. Gene Ontology annotation, biological process: intraciliary retrograde transport; cilium assembly. NCBI's taxonomy places the organism in Eukaryota, Metazoa, Chordata, Amphibia, Anura, Pelobatidae. Bases 40 to 4074 code for a protein of 1344 amino acids. The record is from RefSeq and is a predicted model, not a curated record.
GGGACGCGCAUGCGCAGGAAGAACUGCGACGGCUGAGCGAUGAAGCGAGUAUUUUCUUUGACAGAAAAGAGUUUGCUUGGAUUUCCUAUCCAGUAUGUCUGGCAGAAGGCAUUAGGAAAUUACAUUGCAGUUACAGGAGCAUCUCAUACUGUUAAAAUCUAUGAUCGUCAUGGACAGAAGAAAGAUGAAAUUAAAUUAUCUGGUGCUUGUUAUGCCAUGGACUGGGACAAAGAUGGAAAUGCUUUGGCAAUCAUCGCUGAUAAAUCGAGUUCAAUCUACUUGUGGGAUCCCAAUACAAUGAAAACCAGCAUGCUAGAUAGUGGUAUGAGGGAUCAGAUGUCUUUCUUGCUGUGGUCAAAGGCCGGGGCAUUACUAGCUGUUGGAACAUCAAAAGGGAGUUUGCUUGUUUAUAAUCUGCAGACGUCACGUAAAAUUCCUGUGCUUGGUAAACACACCAGACGUAUAACAUGUGGCUGCUGGAGCUCUCAGAACUUGCUAGCCCUGGGCAGCGAAGACAAAAUGAUCACUGUCAGCAAUCAGGAAGGAGACACCAUAAGACAGACGGCUGUAAGACUAGAACCUAGUGAUAUACAGUUUUCUGUGAUGAAGACUGAUGAACGAGCAUCACCAGGAGAGAGUACAAUAAGUGUUGUAGUGGGAAAGAAAACCUUGUUUCUGUUCAAUUUGAAUGAUCCGGACAACCCCAUAGAACUGGCCUUCCAGCAGCGCUAUGGAUCCAUUGUUACCCACAGAUGGUAUGGUGACGGUUACAUCAUGAUUGGCUUCUCCCUUGGAUUUUUUGUUGUGAUUUCCACCCACAUGCGUGAAAUUGGUCAGGAGCUAUUCCAGGCUCACAACCACAACGAUAACCUAACAAGCAUUGCCAUAUCACAGUCCCUAAACAAGGCCGCAUCAUGUGGGGACAACUGUAUCAAAAUCCAUGACUUGGCUGAACUUAAAGACAUGUACGCCAUCAUAAACCUGGACGAUGAAACGAAAGGUUUAGACAGACUUUCCUGGACAGAUGAUGGCCAAUUAUUGGCUGUGUCAACACAGCGAGGCUCACUCAGCGUCUUCUUAACCAAGCUUCCAGUACUCGGGGAUACCUGUGGCACUAAAAUUGCAUAUCUCACCUCUCUCCUUGAUGUCACUGUGGUUAACCAUGUGGAAGGAGAAGUGCCAAUCACGGUGUCUGUGGAGGUGGAGCCCAAUUUCCUUGCCGUUGGUCCAUAUCAUUUAGCUGUAGGCAUGAAUAACCGCGCUUGGUUCUAUGCUCUCUCAGAAAAUGGUGUGGAUAAGUUAAAGGACACGGAGUACCUGGGAUCAGUGGCCAGCAUGAGUUUAAAUUCAGACUAUGCUGCAGCUCUUUUUGAGGGAAAAGUUCAGCUUCACAUGAUUGAAAGUGAUGGCCUUGAUCAGGAGGAAAGAGAGACAAGACUUUUUCCAAAAACUGACGACACUUAUCGAAUUCUGUGCCACGCUCUCACUGGGGAUUUUCUGAUCUACGGGACGAAUACCGGGCUUAUUAAGUACUUCUACCUUGAAGACUGGCAGUUUGUCAAUGAAUAUCGGCACAAUGUGAGUGUGAAAAAGAUCUUUCCUGAUGCUUCUGGAACUCGACUGGUUUUAAUUGAUGAGAAAGCAGAUGGUUUUGUGUAUUGUUCAAUGAAUCAUAAUUUGUAUGAAAUUCCAAAUUUUUCUCCCACAAUUAAAGGCAUUUUAUGGGAAAAUUGGCCUGUGGAUAAAGGUGUAUUCUGUGCCUAUGAUGAGGAUAAAAUAUAUACGUAUGUUUUUCAUAAAGAUACAAUACAAGGUUCCAAAGUGAUUUUAGCAGGAGGUACUAAACUUCCAUUCUCUCACAACCCUGUUCUACUCCACAAUGGAGAACUAACCUGCCAGACACAGAGUGGAAUAUUAAGCAACAUCUACCUAACCACUCACAGCUUCAUCAGCAGUCUCACAGAUGCAGCGCCCAGUGACUUGAAGAAAAUGCUAACGCAAACGUUAAUGCUGCGACGCUUUUCUGAUGCUUGGGAAGUGUGCAAACUGCUAGAUGACCAAGCAAGUUGGAAUGAACUGGCCAGAGCCUGCUUGCAUCACAUGGAUGUGGAGUUUGCUAUUCGGGUUUACCGUACCAUUGGAAACGUUGGCAUGGUUAUGUCACUUGAACAAAUCAAGGGCAUAGAGGAUCACAAUCUUCUAGCAGGGCACCUUGCCAUGUUUUCAAGUGACUUUAACCUAGCCCAGGAUCUAUAUCUAGCAUCGAGCAGCCCUGUUUCUGCACUGGAGAUGAGACGGGACUUGCAGCACUGGGACAGCGCCCUGCAACUGGCUAAACGCUUGGCUCCCAAUCAGAUUUCAUUCAUUUCAAAGGAGUAUGCCAUGCAGCUUGAGUUCACGGGGGACUAUGUGAAUGCACUCGCUCAUUAUGAAAAAGGAAUCACUGGAGAUAACAAGUUUCAGGAACACGAUGAAACUUGCCUGGCUGGUGUGGCUCGCAUGUCAAUCCGAAUGGGAGAUAUUCGACGUGGUGUUAAUCAGGCUCUCAAACAUCCCAGCAGACUUCUAAAGAAGGACUGUGCUGCCAUCUUGGAGAGCAUGAAGCAAUUCUCAGAAGCUGCACAACUGUAUGAGAAGGGACAAUAUUAUGACAAAGCAGCCUCUGUUUAUAUUCGCUGUAAGAACUGGGCAAAAGUUGGAGAGCUGCUUCCCAACGUGUCUUCUCCCAAGAUCCACUUACAGUACGCAAAGGCAAAGGAAGCUGAUGGAAGAUAUAAGGAGGCUGUCAUCGCUUAUGAAAAUGCCAGAGACUGGGAUAAUGUGAUUCGAAUCUAUCUGGACCACUUGAAUAAUCCUGAGAAGGCUGUAGGCAUUGUGAAAGAGACACAGUCACUUGAGGGAGCAAAGAUGGUAGCCAGGUUUUUCCUUCGUCUUGGUGACUAUGGGUCAGCUAUCCAGUUUCUGGUUCUGUCCAAAUGCAACGAUGAAGCAUUCCAGCUGGCUCAGCAGCACAACCAGAUGGAGAUUUAUGCGGAUGUUAUCAGCUCUGAGAAUACCAGUAAUGAAGAUUACCAAAGUAUAGCUUUAUAUUUCGAAGGAGAAAAGAAGUAUUUCCAAGCAGGGAAGUUCUUCUUACUUUGUGGCCAACAUGCACGCGCACUGAAGCACUUCUUAAAAUGCUCAAACACUGAGGAAGACAUGGCAAUAGAAAUGGCUAUUGAAACCGUUGGGCAGGCGAAAGAGCAGCUUUUAACCAAUCAACUCAUAGACUAUCUGAUGGGUGAGAGCGAUGGCAUGCCAAAGGAUGCAAAGUACCUGUUCCGCCUGUAUAUGGCAUUGAAGCAAUAUAGAGAGGCAGCCAGGACUGCAAUUAUAAUUGCCAGAGAGGAACAAUCCGCAGGUAAUUAUCGCAAUGCACAUGAUGUCCUAUUCAGCAUGUACACCGAGCUGAGAACACACAAAAUUAAGAUCCCAACUGAAAUGGCUACAAAUCUGAUGAUCUUGCACAGCUAUAUUUUAGUCAAGAUCCAUGUAAAACGUGGAGACCACAUGAAAGGUGCUCGUAUGCUGAUACGUGUGGCCAACAACAUCAGUAAAUUCCCUUCCCAUGUUGUCCCAAUCCUUACAUCCACAGUUAUUGAGUGUCAUAGAGCUGGCCUUAAAAACUCUGCCUUUAGUUUUGCCUCCAUGCUCAUGAGACCGGAGUAUCGAAACAAAAUAGACAUCAAGUACAAGAAGAAGAUUGAGGCAAUGGUUAGGCGACCAGAUAACACAGAGGUUGAAGAAGAAACCAGUCCUUGUCCUUUCUGUGGUUUUCAGCUCCCAGAAUGUGAACUUCUGUGUCCUGGCUGCAAGAAUAACCUCCCAUACUGCAUUGCAACAGGUCGUCACAUGGUUAAGGAAGACUGGUGUGCUUGCCCACAUUGUGAUUUUUCAGCCAUAUACACAGAAUACAAAAUGUUGCUGGACUCUGAAACGACAUGCCCCAUGUGCUCAGAGAGAGUAACAGCUAGUCAGCUGAAAAGAGUGAAUGACUGCUCAUCAUAUCUUCAACAGGAUCAGGAGGAACCGUAAAACACUUGGUCACGGGAAUAUCACAUCUUUCAGAGAAACGGAUUUCUGAUCUGUCGUUUGUAUCUUCCUCUCUAGAUCUUACCUUAGAAUGCAACGCUGGAAUAUAUAUCAAUAUUCUUUGAAA